CGAGCGGCGCGGCGCAGGGGCCGACGGGGGCGCUGGGCGGCUGCGCCGGAAGUGCCCGGAACCCCGGAGGAAGCGCAGCGGCCGCUAGGCUGCCGAGCCGGCGGGGAGACCCUGAGCUCCUGGGCUGGGCGCGGGCUGCUGGGAACAGGCAGCAGCGGCGCCGAGGCUGCGGGACACGGCGCGGCCAGUCUGCGGGACGGGCCCCGGGUGGAGAGGAGGCCGCGCCGAGGCCAGGCGGCGAGCUCUGAAGCCCGGAGACCCGGGCCGCGGCACAGCUCCCACAUGGCCUCCGGAGGGGGCGCGGCCUUCGAGGAGCUGCCGCACGACGGCACGUGUGAUGAGUGCGAGCCCGACGAGGCUCCGGGAGCCGAGGAAGUGUGCCAGGAAUGCGGCUUCUGCUACUGCCGCCGCCACGCGGAGACGCACGGGCAGAAGUUCCCCCGGCACCACCUGGCCGAGUACGUCCACGGAGCCGCCCAGGCCUGGACCCCGGGAGCCCGUGGGAAUGGGGCGGGAGAGGAAGAAGUCGAGGCCCAGGUAGAGAACGAGAAGGCCCUAGCAAGCGAGGCGGGGGAAGAGAGCGAGUCCGAGGAAGACUGUGAGUCCGAAGAAGAGAGUCAGACGGAGGAGGAGAGCGAAGACGAGAGUGAUGAAGAGAGUGAGGAAGACAGUGAGGAAGAAAUGGAGGAUGAGCAAGAGAGCGAAGCAGAGGAAGACAACCAGGAGGAAGGAGAAUCGGAGGCGGAGGGAGAAACUGAGGCAGAAAGCGAAUUUGACCCAGAAAUAGAAAUGGAAGCGGAGAGAGUGGCCAAGAGGAAGUGUCCGGACCAUGGGCUUGAUUUGAGUACCUAUUGCCAGGAAGAUAAGCAGCUCAUCUGUGUCCUGUGCCCAGUCAUUGGGGCACACCAGGGCCACCAGCUCUCCACCCUAGACGAAGCCUUCGAAGAACUAAGAAGCAAAGAUUCAGGUGGACUGAAGGCGGCUAUGAUAGAGUUGGUGGAAAGGUUAAAGUUCAAGAGCUCAGACCCUAAAGUAACCCGGGACCAGAUGAAGGUGUUUAUACAGCAGGAAUUUAAGAAAGUUCAAAAAGUGAUUGCUGAUGAGGAGCAGAAGGCCCUUCAUUUAGUGGACAUCCAGGAAGCAAUGGCCACAGCUCAUGUGACUGAGAUACUGGCAGACAUCCAGUCCCAUAUGGAUAGAUUGAUGACUCAGAUGGCCCAAGCCAAGGAACAACUUGAUACCUCUAAUGAAUCAGCUGAGCCAAAGGCAGAGGGCGAUGAGGAAGGACCCAGUGGUGCCAGUGAAGAAGAAGACACAUGAAGGCCUGCCAUCCCCAGUGGAAAAUCAUCCCGUCCCCUUGUGUGUAUGUGACAGCGUGUAUGUAACGGCUUCUGAUUCCUGUGAAAGCUGCCCAGCAACAAACGUGCUUCCACCAGAUGCCUCCCCAGAUCCACAGCAGGCACAUAGCUCUCCAAGGAAUGACCAGUUUUACUCUUACUGACUGUGCUUCUCAUUCUCUUGUCGUGAUAGGUCAAAGAAAACGCCCCUUUGAUCAACCAGGAGCAAUUAAAGGGUCCUUCAGGUAAAUCCCUCGAUGGCUGCUUUGAACUUACUCAGGAAAGCCAGCCCCUGUCAUAUUGUAUACCCAAACAGUAUCACUUCAUUAAGAAGGAUCUGGAAUAAUCUUGAAGGGCAGUCAGAAUUUGUUUCCCUACCUGCUAAUAAAACCACACUUUAUUCGUAUUGAAGCAUGGAAUAAAUGAGGGGAAAGUAGGGCCCAAUCAACCCACAUAGUUAGUCUCUAAAAGUCCAUUUAAUACAUCUGUGAAAAUGUGGUUUCAUGAAGUAAUACGGAUGGCUUGAAAACAGACAAAGAGUUAAAAGUUAGAAAUAUAGAGAGAUAUUUUUAGUACAUGAGGUUAUCCAGGAUUUCAGAUUCAUAAUUCAGUGCUGUGGAAAUGAAAAAAAAAAAAGAUUGAAGAGAUAGAAAGGAAAUGACUUUUUUUUUCAAAAAAAAAGGACCAAAGAGAUCUGAUUAAAAGUUGAAAUCAAAAUCAGUAUUUCUGAACUCACAUUGCCUAAGUUUCCAAAAUAGUCACUAAAGGAUCUGAUGGAACCUGAAUUAUUUGAGUGGACUCUGAGGUUUUAUGGGUCUUGUCACAGCAUGAAAGUCUGGAAUGUGUAUUACAAAUGGGAAUUUUCAGUGUAGGUGUUGCUCCCCCUCCCCCAGUUUAGCCUAAUCUGGCUUAAAUGCAGUGUGGGGAGAAUUCUUGGCCCUCUGUGGUGUGUUGAAUCGAGCUCCAUCUCCUGGCAGAUAUACCUUCCUUUUACUCCAGCGGGGACACCUCUUCCCCUGGCUGUCCCCCCCUCCAGGUCAUCUCCCACACGCUGGCUCUCUCCUCUUAAGUAAUGUGAGCAGAGACUCACCGUGGUUGGACUCUGGUCUUUCCCCACUCCCAAAGCACAUUUCCUUACAACCAAGUUUUUUACCCCUAAAUAAGCAAUGAUGUACUACGGAAUACAAAACUGCAAACUAAAAAACAUGCGUCUUCUGAAACAGGAGUUUUACUUAACAAAUGGUUUGGAGUCAGGGAAUGACAUUAUUUUUAGAUAAAACAAACACAGUUAUAUUAUGAAAUAGAAUGUAUACAUAAACAGUAAAGAUAGGAGACUUCACAGAGAAUUUUUAUUUGCGAGUGGGGUGUGUGUUCCCUCUUCUCUGCCUCUAGUGGUAUUUUGGUGUUUGCUUCUGAGAAGUACAAUUGGAACUACAUCCAAGCAGCCUUAGGGUUUCUGUUGACUCAGGACCUAGACUUCUAGUGCCUCUGAGGCAGAACCAAAGGAGCCUGCACUGAGGGAAAUUCCUCUUUUCCUGCCUGCCUGCCUGCCUGCAUGCCUGCCUGCCUGUAUACCUAUCACAAAUCUUUAGGGCCAACUGAUAUGUGUGUGCAGGAUGGUUUUGAGGGAGAAACAAUGCUAACUUACUAUAGGAAUCCUGUCUGUAUCACUGUUCAUUCCUGUGCAUGCUAUGAAAUGAUUGUUUCUUUGAGGCCAGGAAGCUACCAGGUGUAUAUGCUUCUGGGUUAGGAUUACCCUUGCUCACUAAAUAUGUUGUUGGGACAUUGGGGCUGAGAGUAGUUUGGGCUGUUUAAAAAAAAAUAACAAAGUAUUUUUCUCUCAAACUGGUGGCCAACAAAUGACUAAGACAUUUUUGGUGCUUUACCUUUCUGCCCACAAAGACUGGAGAUUUUGGCAUACGACUGAUUACAACCCCCAACCACAUCCAAAGAAACUACUCCUAAAGGAGGACCAGUGGCCAUUCUUAAAAGAGUUUAAAAAUCAGAAUAUUAAGAAGAUUUUAGGAUUUGGAAGCUUGUGUUGUCUUUCCCCAGUAAGUAUUGUUUAAUCUCCAAGUAGUAGCCUUAUUUUAGCAAUGGACAGAUCACUGGCUCCUCCGUACCUGAUCAUAUGUUAUUACUUUAAAUCAGUAUUUGGGAAACCCAGGCAUUUAUGCAAUGGAUAUGAAUGGAAAUACAAACAUACGUGCCAGCCUGUCUCAGUAAAUUAUCAUACUCUGUAAUCCUCAAGGAAAGCACUUUUGCUUUUACUUAGAAAGGAUUCAGAUUUGCUUUAUGGGCUCCUGCUGUUUUCAGCACCUGAUAAAACUUUAACCAGGGAAGCAUUAAACACAGCUCAGCAGCUUCUGCCCAGGCUCCUGAGUUCCUGCCGGCAGCAUUUAUCAGUGUAAGAACUAAGAUGCUUCCUGCAGUGGCACCAGCUUCCCCAGAGCUGGGGCAUGCUUCUCGGCCUUAAGCCCCAGCAUGAUGAGACUUUCCUCCUACCAGGUCAGUAAGAGUUGCUUACAACUGUGUCCUAACUGGCUGCAGAGUUUGCAGAAAUCCCUAGGGAGAAGUCAUCAAGGGAGGCAGGUAAUGAAUGUCUUCAGAAUGCAUUGGGUCCUCACAGCAAUCCCUGGAUCCCUUCCAGAGGUUGGGUAUCUGGAGGCUGAGGGGGUUUGUCCUUUGAUUUGAUUGUCAUUAAAUCCAGGGCAAUUCCAAGAAUUGCUUGGAGUCUCUGCUCUGACAGCCUAGAAAGGGAAAUGACUUAAAAUAUUGAGGACUACCUAUGAGGACCCAUUUCUCAGAUGAUAAUACAGAUUUGGAGGGCAAGAGUCACUUGCCUUGAGUUAUACAGCUAGGACGUAUUGGAGCCAGGUUUUGUACCCGGCUCUUCCUAACUCUGUGUAUGCCUAAAACAUAGAGAGAGAAAAAGGCUGCAGGUUCCCCCCCUGCAGUCUGACCAUUCCACUGUGGAUUCUUUUUCAAAAUUACAUUUUAUGGCUAUAGUUGAGGCUCAGAAAUGGCAGCAGGGUAGCCUUAUUCUUCUACUUUAGCAGAUACAUUAAGUACACAUUGCUAACUUGAGCCUGCCCCCAGGAGUUGGAGGACACCUUUCCUUUUUGGUGCCAUCCCCCAUAAAUACAGUGUUCUUAGGCCUUCAGGAGUAUGGAACUUCUCAGAAAUAGUAAACGUGAGGCGUGUUCUGGCCUCUGACUUUAUUUGAAAAUGUCAGCUGCUACACUGCUGCAGAAAAGGAAAUCUUCAUAUUUUAGUAAACCUAGCCAGUCUGUGAGGAUAUGGUAAUUAAAAGUCCCGUGAGCACAGACUUUCCUGCUAACACCUGAUGUGUAUAUGUACACACACACACACACACAUGCAGUUUAACAACUAAGAGAAAUUCAGAGCAGCCGCCGCCUCAUUAUCUCACAUACCACUGCAGAGGUUUCUGCCAGCCCUGAUUACAAGUGUCACCAGAUAAUGGGGCUUAGUUGCUUGCUUACAAGAUGCUAACAAGAAGAGCAACUCCUUGGCAAAGGUUGUCAGCUCCUAAAGCAUUGAGCCAAGGUGACAGCCCUGAGGGAAAUCGCACUCCAGCCCUACUCCAAGGUGUCUAAUGAUAUGGGAAAUUUGGACACCCAGACUUUUUGGUGACCUGAGAGUCUGACCACUGUAGUCAGGCCUGAGGGCACGGCUGCAGAAUUCACGACUGAUAGGAGUGGCAGGGCUUAGGAAGUCCUCUCCUCCACCUAGAAAAUAUUCUCUUGCCAAUACCUGAAAUGCCACACUCAGCAGCUGUUCAACACAUGCUUUUCGAUAAGGAAAUUAGGUGCAUGUUUACGGUGUGCCUAGCACAACUGGAAUUUUCUGUUUAAAAAACAAAUCUAUCUCAUUAUGAAUGGACGCAGCCCAGCCCUGAGAGAAAAGAAGGCCUGCAGGGGAGGCUUCAGAUCUCAUUAAUAUUGCCUUACCCAACGGUGUUUCUGAAGCCCCACCACAGCCCGUUCCAAGAGCUGUAAGGCCCAUGGGGACUGCCUAGUAAAACAGUAACAUUUGGAGCCAAGAACACAUGAGAAACAGCAGAACAAGCACCAGGGCAGGAAAAUAAAAAUAAAUUAAGACACUAGUGGGUAUACUGGUACAAAAAGUGCCGCAGAGCCCAUGCUGGGCUUGAUAUGACCUUGAGGGGACAGUAGAUUUAUACUUAACGGGACUUAAACCUGACCAAUCUUUCUACAGUGACAGGCCAGACUGCGUGGAUGGGGAGAACCAACAAACGCAUUGUCCUCUGCCUGUUUUCCUGUGCACAGUCACAUUCCCUCCUCAGUCAUCUUCCUCUUUCACACUUUACAUUAAACAAGGGAACACUCAGUCUUUCAUGGGAAUUACACAUUUUAGUUAAUGUUUCAGUAUAUCAUUUUCAUACUGUAAAUUAUUUUGUAAGAGAGAUUUACUGCUCUUCCAGGAUGUUUGGACUCAGUGUCCCUGUGCAUUUGGAAAUCAAUAAACUAUUACUGGAAAUACCAUUUGUCUCUCAGAGUUGUGCACAAAGGACCCUGCUAGGUGUAAAUAUUCAUGGUGAUCUGCAUUGUUAACCGCGAUAAUGCUGGAGAUGAUGGCGUUUUGGUUAUGAGAGGCGGGACACUCAUUUGCCCCUGACUUCUCUAGCAUAGCUUAGGAGAUCUCUGGGAGUGGCAAAAGGACAGACUUAAAGUCAUUGUUAUUUAAAGAAAUGUUUUCCCCUCAAAGUGAAAUGAUCCAUGCCUAGUUAAAUUUUCUGAGCAAAGUAGAUUAUAAAGUAAAGAAUGCUUGGUCCUGAAUGAUGUUUUCAAAUAACGUUAAAGCUUUACAAUUUGGAUCAGCCAGGGGGGUGGUCAAACUUUAAUUUUUACCAUAUUUGCUAGAAAUAAAACCUUCAUAGAGCAAAUUACAGUUAGGCCAGCAAAAUCAUCUUUGGGGAACCUUAGAAGUACACAUUUGAUAUAACUGAUGAAGAGAUAGAAUUAAGUUCUAAAUGAAGCAAUUCUGGUCCAGUUUGUAAUAUCAGGAGCAGAGGAUGCGUUGAAAUCAAGAGGCAAAAUGUGAAAACUCAAGAAGUAGAUACUGUAUGAAUUAGAAAGUACAAUUCCUACCUAAAGGCAUUACAAUUCAGUUUUUAAAAUCCAUCCUUAAAACCCACCAGCAAGUGUCUGGAGGAGCUGCAGUUUAUGAACCCUGCUGUAAAAAAAUUUUUUAACAAAUUUGUCUCCAUGGAGUUUGUCUUUUUUAGGCCUUGUUUUGUACAGUUUGCAAAGUACAGUGUACAGUGAGGGAAGGAGGGUUAAGGUGAGCAGUGAAAUUCUCUUCUGACCUGAAACUGCACUUUUGGAAGGAGGAAGCUAUUAGACUUGCUUUAUCUCCUUUAUUCCAAGGCCAUAAAUAAUGAAAUCACCAGGAGAGGCAAAGCCAUGGCUUCUUUUGCCAUAGUCUUAGAAUCCCAAAAGUCAGCCAACUCUGGCACUGAGUCUGUAAUUUAAUUAAACAUCUUGAAGGCGUCUCCAACAGCUUGACAGUAGGCCAGCUUCAUAUUCUUGGAAAGGGACUGCAGAGUGAGCUUGUCUGUUUUACAGUUCAUUUACUGAGUUGAACCCUCAUGGCCAUAGCAUACCAUUUGCCUUACAAAAAUGGCCCACAACCUUCAUACCAUUUUAGGGAGUCACUCACAACUCAUCUACCUAUGGCUCAGUCAGCUUCACCUCUCCCUAUUUCUUAAACAUGAAAUCUGCACAAGUGGUUUGACAGUGAGUAAUUGAGACAGAACUGGAAAAAUCUGAAACCUCUGCUGGACCCAUUCAAAAAUGACCGAGAACUAAGAAGUGAGUGAACAAGACUUCUGACCAGUUGAAAUAAAUAGUAUGAAGCAAACACAUAAGAGAAAGGCCAUCUGUCUACCCAUAAAGCACCUACUGAGAACCUAUUUAUUCCUGUUUCACACAUAGUUCUAAAUGUUUGCUGUCUGGUUUCCAAGCCUACAGCAGAUUAAAUUUAAGGGCGGGAAACAGAUUUCUAGAGGAAACUUAACUCAAGAAGGAGAAGGAGUUGACAGCAAUAGAGAAGACAGAAAAAGUUUAAGUAGACUGUGCUCAAAAAGCACUGUUUUAGGGGGGCAUUUAGUGCCCCAAAUAGCUCUUUACACAUCUCAGUUUCUAAACACCUUAUAUCAUAGGACUGUGUAAUUAUACUCAAAGUGAUGACCCUGAGCAUCACACCUAAAGAAACUAAGUUAUGCUCAGAAUAAAGCAAGAAUUUGCAUAUCAAACAUUUUAGAAAUAUUUCUAUCACAAAGGUAAAGAAAAAUGAAACAAAUUCCCCUUUUAGGGGUUCAAGGAAUAAACCUUGGACUAUCCAGAAUAUUUAGUUAAAACAAAACAUCCCCCACCUUAGGUUUUAUUGUUCCAGGAGCCUCUUGUGUUUAGAGAGUUUUUUCAUAGCUUUGUAAGUGACUUUCAUGCUGCAGUGCUUUGCAUAUAGUGGCAUGAACAAUGAAGUGCCAAGUUUCCAAUUGAUGAAUAAAACUAAUAACCAGAAUACAGGUCAAAUCCUGUUACAACAAGUACUGCUACUAUAAAAAUCACUAAAGCAUCCCUGUUAUCUCUCAGCCCCUGUCAACUGUCCAUUCAUUUCAAGCAAUAGUCAUUAGAGCAAAAUUGGGGUAUAAUAAAAAGAAACUGGACCCUCACCACAAGUUGGGUAUAAAACAAUUUAACCUGUAAUACCAGGUUCUUACUUGUAUUUCUCCAGUUCUUAGCUGAAAGAAAAAUAAAUCUUAUGUAGACGUAAUAGCAGCCUGGGAAGCUGGUAUUUAGUAGUUGUUGCUAGGAGAAGGAAGAAUUCAGAAGCAAAGGACACAUGGAGCUGUGUGGCAAACCCUCACUAGGGAAUUUGGUCUCCAGGGCCACUUUUGACCUUAAUCCACAUUGGAGCCAUCAACCACAGAGUCACUUGCUUCUAAUAGUGAUGUAAUGCAUAUAUUAAGCCCUGGAAUGAAAACAUGAUUCACUUCCCAUGGGUCAUUGAGCCCUUUGUGGCAAUCUGGCCCUGAUCCGAUGACCCUGAGAUAAAGAAAUUGAGAAACAUGUGACUGGAACUGUCCUUUAUCCCAAGAUGCACUGCUUUCAACACUGUUGAUUGUAUAUAGAAAUGAUGUAAGUUAAUCAGCUGCAUUCCAUUUGGUAUACAGGCAAAGAUUUUUCUCUGCCUAUCCAUCUGCUUGUGGUAAUGAUGAGUUUUGACAUUUGCUAUAAUUUUCUCUUUUUUCUACUUUCUUUUUUUCUUUCUGUCUUUCUCUUUCUUUUACUUAAACACUUUUUAUGACUACAUUGCAACCAAUAUUUUGUAACACCCUUAGCAGCAGAAGGCGUUAAAUCAUAGUUCAUGUCUGAACAGUACAAUCAGCAAUAGGAAAAGGAGUGGGGAGGGAGAGGGAAAUUGUCCACCUUUUCCUGAUGAUAAUGCCUGGCUCAGGCCCCAGAUUCACAUCAUACUGUGAAGAAGUUCAUAAAUUCUGGGCACUGCUCAGCCUGAGGAGGCAGGCAGUAUCCCUUCAUACCUCAGGGUGAGAUGAAUGGUCUGUUGAAGUCAUGCCAUUACAGAAUACGUUCACCUCUGCUUGCUUUCUCCCCCAAGCCAGAAUGUAGUUAAACAUUUACAUGUCCCAGGCCAGAAGAUCAGGUUAUGAGGAGCUUGAAUACUUGGCUUGGCUCUUGAAAACAUUGAGUCCAAGUGUAGUUCUCUGGCUUGAGGGUCGCCAUUUGCUGCCUCACCAUUUUAUUAGGACAUCUGGAGAUUGCAGGUGUUAAUUGGAAAUAAUUUUCUGUAUUUGGUUUCUCUCCACACAUUCAGGCUUCUAGGACCUUUUGACCCAGUUGGAUGGCUAUAUCCUAAUAUCAGAUUCAGCCUAUUCCAAGUGGGAAGAACCAUGAUAGACAAGUAAGAUUGCUCUUUGGCUUGGUGGCGGUGGUGGUGUUGACUCUGUCAGUGGGGUGAUUGUGGGUGGCCAUGAUGGUAAAGAAACCACUGAUGACAAUAAAAAUGGGUAUUUUCUCAGCACUUAAAAAACCAAUUUCUAUCUGCUAACAGGGGUUCUGAUCUCUUUUCCCCAAACUCCUUUUUUCCCUAGAAGAUACUGGCCUGUCUGAUCAAAAAAGAGCAUUCCUUCUGAGACCACACCUAGCCAACUUAUGGCCAAACUAUACUUGCCUGUUAAUUUACUCAGAACUAGGUUGCCUUUUAAACCUCUUUCCCCACCUCUGGCAUGAGGACAAGACAUGUGGAGGAAGAAUUAGGUCACCUGGGGGUCCACUGUAGCAUCUGGUUAAGUGGUGUAAAGAAGCCAAGAUUUCUAGAAGUGUCUGUGUUUUGUCAUUUCCGAGAUGGUGAGAAAAUCCGUCUGGAGUGUUUAUGCCCCUCUUCAUAGCCAAGCCGUGGGCUUUCUUUUGUAUCGUGCUACCGAGGUUAGUCACCGCCCUCAGAAGGGAUGAUUUCACGAUGACUUACUUCCUAGUAAUCACUGGAACAGUCUCACGAGGAUGUGCACAGCUGCUGCGUUUGUUUGGGCCUGGCACGUUCUCAGAUGGCAGACUUGCAGAACAAAUGAGAAGCCUGGCCUGGUUCACAGGCAGAGUGAUCCAGAGUUCAGGCUUCCCCUUGCCUUUUAUCCUCCGCCCUCCUUCCUCUGUUCCUCCACCUCCUCUUCUUCCGGUCUCUCCAUCUGGAAACCAUGAGCCUCAUGGAUUCCAGGCACAAUUCUCAGAUUUCAGAUGUUUGGGAAAUGUCUUUGCUUGGGUCAUUCUUCAAGAGUAAGAGAAUUCAAUUUGGGAGGAAAAACAGCUGAGACCCUUCCUUGCACAGAAGAGAAAAUAAAUAAGGUGUGGUACAUAUCCAUCCCCUUAGCCACUCAGUUCUAAACCCACACACAAUGUCUGAUUUCAGGAAAAAUACUGAGAUUCCCUCCUGGGAGGGAACAGAAUGGAAAAAACAAAAUCUCCACUCCUAAAAACAUACUUUUCUCCCUUCCGAGGUAUCAACAUAACUGGCCUCAGAUAAUAGGAUGUAACUGAUUUUGUGUGUGGUGUUGGGGAGGGUCUCUGGAGGGUGGAACUAAGAGUGCUGGAAUGAAGUGAAAAGUAAAAUGUAGCCUAAGUUGUUAGGGAGGAACUGUUCACGUUAAGAACCACUUAACCCCAGUGUUGCAUCUCCAGGAAAAAGAACAAUGUGUGGUCUUCUGUCCUUGGAAAAUAGAAUGAGCUUUCUCCUAAUAAAUACUGGGUUUUAGAAGCAGACAGACUUGGUUCUAGUACUGGCUCUGUCCUUAACUAACUCUGAGGAAUUAAAGAAGCAGCUGGAUCUGUGGGGCUUAGUACAGUGCCCGACACAUAGGAGGAACUUAGUAAGUGGUAGCUUACGACCACUAUGUAUUGUGAUGACCAUCGCUCAUCAAGAUGGAGUCCUCUUGGGGCUGUAGGUGGAGCCUGCCCUCAUGUUGUCCCACACUGGCUUGUCUGCGCAGCCUCUCGCUCCUCCCCAAGGCUACUUCUUAGCCCUCUCUACCACACCCACCCAAUUACACUUUCAUGUCAAUUAGAAGGAUCUCAAAUUAUAUGUAUUUAUUUGUUCAUAUGGUUACUGUCUGUACUUCUUUGAAGCUUGUAUUGUUUGUUCUCUGCUGUAUUAGCAAUGUCAAUGAAA
Molecule: messenger RNA, 11063 nt
Organism: Mesoplodon densirostris (Blainville's beaked whale)
Lineage: Eukaryota; Metazoa; Chordata; Mammalia; Artiodactyla; Ziphiidae
Gene: TRIM44
Product: tripartite motif containing 44
Exons: 5
Coding region: 283-1320 (345 amino acids)
Molecular function (GO): zinc ion binding
Source: RefSeq, a predicted model, not a curated record